AUGCCUUCGAGCCGCACCAUUGCAGUAGACGCCGCGGCAGCACUGCGCCAGACGACUGUGACCGACACCUUCAACGUUGCAGAGACAGCAGCACCUGGGGCGGACGAUGUACAGAUAGCGCAUGCAGCUUCACCCCCCGCCCCCGCCGCUGCCGCCGAUGCACCUGGAAGCGCGAGCGGCACUCCUAGGCCGAGUGCACCACAGCUGAACUGCCAGGCAGCAGUGGUGCGCAUUGGUGACAUGUUUGGGGAGUUCUCCUGCAGCGUGUUCCGCGUGGGUGCUAGCAGCAACGUUUGCGGCGCUAAUAAUCCGUCUUUACACACAUCGCGGGCAGCCGCAUCCUCGCGGGCCUUUUACAAGCGCGGCGGCGCGUCCACGUCCUCGCCGGCGGCCGCAACGCUGACGGAAAUGGCGGCGAACCGCCAGCACGACAGCCAGCACGAAGGCGCCGCUGCCGCCGAUGCCAUCGCCACGCGAGACGGGUCGCUUGGCACGACGUCGACCAUGGCGGCUGUGGAUGGCGCAGCGACGGCAGACGUGGGAUUCCCUGUCAACUGCGAGGUGGAGGGGGUGCCUCGGUGGGAGCUGCUCAUCUACGCGGUGCUGCACGAAGAGCAGGGCGGUGGCACCGGCGCCGCGGCGUCGUCUGGCGCUCGAAACCGGUACCGCGGUGAGCACGCCAGUGCUGCCCCUCAACUUCCUGGCGAUGCGUCGGCAGCAGCAGAUGACAGCAGCAAGGAUGGCGGCUAUGACGAGUGCCCCUUGCCGGAUGGCGCCAAGUUGUACUUUCAGCAGACGAUGCCGACGACGAAGCUGUCUAAGGUGGUUAAGCUGGAGGCGGGGCGGCGCUAUACUGUGCGCGUGCGCUGCUACAGCCGAGCCGAUGUGCACUGGAGUGCGUGGUCCGCACCUAUCCAGACCGCCACGCUGUUUCCCGUCGAGACGCGCCUUGGAGAGAUCGGCUCUGACUACGUGCAUUGCACUUGGGACCGCUUGGCGCAGCGCAACGAGGACGGGUUGGCGCGCGAGACGGAUGUCGCGACGACGGAGUGGGCGCGCAGCAUCCCUGACUUUGAGCUACGGCUGCUGCGAGAGUCCGACAUGGCGGAGCACUACCACGGCACCUUCGAGGCCGGCUGCCGCUCUGCCACCAUACGCGACUUACAGUCCGGGACGCGCUACAUUGUUCUCAUGCGGUACCGCACCGUCAUUCGCACCAUGCGGGAGUGGACAGAGGUCACGCGGCUGAUCACGGAGAGUGCGCUGGAGGUGCGACUCAUUGCUCGCGGCGAGGACACCUUUACGUUUUCCUGGGCCCGCGAAGUGCAGGAGGGUACCGCGAAGGCGUCGGCGAGCAAACCCACCGCGACCACCGUUGCGAAUGACCCGCUGCUCGACGAUGUCGCCGUCGCCGCCUUCGGCUACCUGCAGCCGCAAACGACUGUGCACGAGUACGAGCUCACCGUGGAGAGCGCCGGGCUGCGCUUUGACCCGAUCGCGGUGCCCGCCUCCGUCUGCCAGUACACAAUGACAGACAUGUUCCCGAGCACAACGUACUCGGUCUGCGUGCGCGCGCUUUCAGCGGAGGGACGGUGGAGCGGCCGCUCCGCCCCGCUCAAGCUGCGCACGGCAACCCGUCCCGUCGUAUCAGUGGCCGUGAUCGGGGAGUCGUUCGCGUCGUUUAUGUGGUCGCGCAAGGGUGGGGAGGAGCCACACGAGUCGCAGCUACAGUACCGUGUGCAGAGCAUGACCUCUGCGUACCACCAAGCCGAGACCGUUGACCUUGCACCGCCGUCGUCGCCGACAGAGCACCCGCGCCGCCUGCUGCACCUCGAGCAUCUCCGCUCCGGCAGCGACUACACCGUCUCCCUCCGCAUCGCGAUCGAGGGCACAUGGGGUAUCUGGACAGAGCCACAGCGCUUCACAACCGCGCGGAGCCACGUGCUCACGUUUCUCGAGCGCGGCGAGGACUUCCUUACGUUGAACUGGCCUUCCGCCGGUCUCGCAGCCGCGCUGAGGCAGGACGAUCCCAGCGGUGCAGCUGCCGAACCACUGUCAGUCUACAACAUUGUUGUCGUGAAGGUGGACGGUCUCGGUGAGCGGACGGUCGUGCUCAACGAGCGCGUCACGCGUGACCCUAGUCAGCGCGGCUUCCGCGUCAACGACCUCGAGGCUGACACAACUUACGACGUGCAGUGGCGAACGUGGCAGCACAACCCCCUGAGCGGGUUUGAGGACUGGGGGGAGAUGUCGACGCCAGUGCGAGUGCGCACGCUGCAGGCCGUCGCCCUGCACGUCUGGGACGUCGGCGAGGAUUUCAUUCACAUCACCUGGCGCCGCGGACUGUCGGAAGCCAACACGGCACCGGCAGAAACCGCUAGCGCUACCGGUGAUGAUGCAGCGGCUGCGGCAGCUGAGUGGGACCACCUGAGGUACGAGGUGGUGAUGGGGUGCGUAGAGACCGGCGAGGACGCGAUGCUGCAUCGCCAUGUCCUUGACACAAGCUACACCUUUACUCAACUGAAACCGUCGACGACCUACACGAUCGCCGUGCGCGCGUGCGAUGAGCAUGGGCAGUGGGGCUUGUGGAGCCGUGCCAAGGUCCGCACGCCCGCCUCCAUGAAGACCACCAUUCACGAGAUCGGCGAGGAUUUUGUGCGGCUGGUGUGGCAGCGGUGCGCUGCGCGGGACGACGGCGAUCUGAGCGGCGUGAUGGUGGCUGAUAUGUUCGUCGCCAAGUACAGUAUUCUCGUGUACGGGAGGGAGCCACCUGGUAUGCCGGUGGUGCCGCAUACGGAGAGCGGCUACGAGGCCGGCGGCGGCCGCUCUGACAUUGCCCGAUUCGAAGUCGUGUCGAGCGAGCACACGUCGUUGCGUGUCGGCGACCUUCUGCCCGACCGCGAGUACGUUGCUGUGGUGCGGGCAGCCACGUCGAGCGGGCGGUGGGGACUGUGGAGUCGCCCGGUGCGCUUCCGCACCAACCCGCAGUUCCGCAUUCCGACACAUCAACUGAUGAUUGGCGAGAACUACGUGAAGGUUGUGUGGAGCCGUGGUGAGGCAGAGGCGUCUCGGUUGGCACCCGCCGAGCAGGAGGACAACAGCAAAGACGGCGAGGUGCACCUCGGCGACUGGAGCGUCACCGGGCAGGAGCUGCGCAUCAGCGGUGUGACGACCCAGUACGCGAGGCAGUACGCCCUUGACGCGGAUGUGCGGGAGCUGAAGGUGUGUGAGCUGCUGCCGGCCAGCGCCUACACGAUUCAGAUCCGAGUGCGUGGGCGUUCGGGCAGCUGGGGUCUGUGGUCCGCUCCGGUACCGAUCCUGACGCGUGGCACAAUCGCUGUCACGACGGACGAGGUGGCCGAGGACUCCAUCACGGUGCGGUGGGAGCGGCGCAAGGUCGCCAAUCCGCAUCAGUACCCCACCGGCCAUGGCGUCGUUACGUCAUAUCACCUGCGCGUCUACAACGCGCAUGAGGUGCACACGGAGACCUUCCUGGGCGACGGCGACUGCCCGUACCGCGUGACAGGGCUCAAGGCGAACACAUACUACUGCGUCGACCUCAAAGCGAACUACAAUGACGAGGAGUGGGGUCUGUGGAGUGUGCCGCUGUGGUGUCUGACGAUGCAGCCCAUGCGAAUCCAUGCCAAGCUCAUCUCAGAGGAGUUUUGCUGUCUGCAGCUCAGGCGUCCCAGUCAGCAGCGCCGCCUGCCGGAGGACGACGACAACCCAUCAACGGAGGAUCGCGUCUUGGCGCAUGGCAAGCUGCGCCCGAUGAUCCUGCUGUGCGUCACGUCACCGGUGUUAUCCAAGGCACCAUACCACAGCGCUGCCGUCGCGCCAGAGCAGUCGAAGGCAGCGUACCUGAACGAUGCUCUGCCACCCGAUGCCGCUCAUCAGCGACUCAUCUAUCAGACAGAGCUGCUGAGCAGCGCCGAGACGGUGGAGUACACAGUGCCGAACCUCAAGUGCAACACGGUGUACAGCGUGUCGGUACGUACGAAGCUGGCAAAUGGGGAGUGGGGCAUGUGGUCCCCAUCGCUCGUCUUCGCCACGGUGCCAGCCAUGCGAGUCUCCUUCACCACCAUUGGCGAGAGCUUCGUCAGUGUGGAGUGGGUGCGGCACUCGCAGGUCGUCCCGCCGCAGAUCGCGAACCCAGAGCAGGUGGUGUUCGGCGUCGCUACGAUCACCGCCUCGCGAGUGCGGGUGCGGGAGAGCGGCGGCGCCUACCAACACACGUACACGGUGGAGGGCGCGACAAGCUCGCUGCGCAUCGACCAUCUGACCCCGGCGACCACCUACAUGGUGUGUGUGCAGACCUUCAACGACAACUACGAGUGGGGUGUGUGGAGCGAGGAGCAGAAGGUGCGGACAGUGCCCGGCAUGGACAUCCACGUGCAGCACGUCUCGGAGGAUGCGCUGUGGGUGUCUUGGUCGCGCCGCACCGACCUCGACGUCGCCGGGGACGCCAACACGGUUUUCAACGUCAACAUCUCCGCCCGCGCAUAUGAGGUGUGCCUCAUUGGCGAGGGUGGCUUCACCUACAGGCAGGAGACGGACUCGACAAGUCUGUUUUUCCGUGGGCUGAUGCCGGAUGCGGUGUAUACGAUUUACGUGCGCGCGCUCUUCGUUCAGUCGGAGUACUGGGGACUGUGGUCCGCGCAGGCCUUCCGCACAAAGCCACGAAUGCGCGUCACGUUUGGCAACAUUGGCGAGCACUUCGUCAUGCUGGAAUGGCGCCGCCACCUGCCGAAACCGACGGACGCGGAAGUGCGACUGCUGCUGGAAGACGACGGCACCGCCGACGUGGCCUACGACUCGGACGAGUUGUUGCAGAACGGGGUGCUACCGCCUUUGAGUGACGGUGGGUCCGGCAGAAGUGCCGUGACGGUGCUGGGGCGCGCCGUCGCGGCCCGCCAUCGAUUUUCCAUCGUGGAGACAGAGGAUGUUGUGCAGCUCUACCGCUUCAAGGUCCAGCGCGUCGGCGAGGCGCACAGCGUGAUCUACAACAUUGCCCCUACCGUGAGUGCGUUCUGCCUUCAUGACCUGCAGCCCUCGUCGGAAUAUCGCGUGUGGGUGUGUGCGAAGGGGCACGAGGGCGUGUGGGGCUUCUGGAGCGCGGAGUCGCGCGUGCGCACGCUGCCGCGGCUGAGACUGGAGGUGCUGAAUAUCGGCGAGGACUACGUGCGAGCACAAUGGAGGCGAGGGGCGUGGGAGGGGGCGUGCAUGACGGAUGGCGAUGGGGCAGAGGUCCGCCAGGUCGACGGGGCUGUCAGCGGGUACGAGAUUCGGGUACUGGACGGCGCCAGUACGGUUGCCGCCACAAGCACGACGACGUUCCGCGAAAUCGCCGCCACGCUUUCGGGUCUGCGGCUUUCGACACUCUACACGAUCCAGGUGCGGGCCAAGGACACGUACGACGCGUGGGGGCUCUGGAGUGACCCGGUGCCGUUCUACACGUUGAAGCCUGUCGGCGUGAGGUUGCAGCGGGUCGGCGAGACGUUUGUGGACGCGCAGUGGUCGCGUCCGAUGCACCGCCUGCACCCGCAGCACGCGCACGACAAGAUGGCCGAGGUGGGCAGCGACGUGGCAGGGAUGCAGAUGGACGAGAAGGGCGUGCUGCACCCCGAUGAGCGCGUGACGCGUUGGCACUUGCGUGUGUCGUGCAAUCGCGUCUUUGCGGGCAUGCCGCAGACAGACGACUACCGCGAGCUGUACACUGAGGAAGGGGAGCAGGCGCUCCGCAUCGACGGGCUUCUGCCUCACGCCACCUACUCCAUUGCCGUGCGCGGCCUCAGCCGUGGCGGUGACUGGGGCCACUGGAGCCCGGCGGCCGAGGUGACGACGUGCCCGCUGCUGAAGGUCGGAGUGGAGGUGGCUGGGGAGACCUUCCUGCAGCUUGCGUGGCGACGGCCAGCAACGCGGAGCGGACUGGCGACGACGGCAGCGGCGGACCAGCACGGCGACAACGGCAGCGCUGAUGUGAGCGCGUCAGUCAGCGAUGGCGGUGUGGAUGACAGCACGCACAGCGAGGUACAGCUCGUCGAGAACACGUCGCAUGUGUUGAGGACGGCUGUUUCCCGCGCCGGCGCAUCGCGCGGCGAGAACGGUGACGGCGAGGGUGAGUAUUCCGCGCUACCGUUCUUCCACAGCACGCCGCUCGGUACGUACCUGUGCUUUCCAUCCGACUCAGGGGUGCACAACUUCCAAGUAACGAUCCGCCCGAUGCCGACGGAGUCGGCGUUUGACGAGACGGACGAACCACUUGUUGAAGGUGCGCGCGUGUAUGAGACAACGCAGCCAGCGCUGCGCCUCGGCAAUCUUUUGCCGGGCACUCGCUACGCCAUAUCGGUGCGAGAGCAGCAGGUGGAUGAUGAGGGUUGCCUUGUCGCGGGCGAGUGGGGCGCACCGUCAGAGGUGCUCUGCACGCAGACGGUGCCGCCGAUGCAGGUAACCACGCAGGAGAUUGGUGAGGACUACUGUAUGGUGGAGUGGCGCCGCGCCGCUGAGGCGCCUGCCACUGGCAACUCCGCGCACGGUGCACCGUCCGUGUCAGCGGAGGGCUGGACCACAGCGGCAGCAGCGAUGCUGACCACCGCUGCCUGGACGAUGGCUUGUUAUAAGUCUGUCGAGUUCGAGCUGCAAACGCGCCGCCUGAGCAUGGACGGGACGGCGCUGCACGACGACCCUCUCACCGUGGACUCCGUUGUCUCGCUGCCAAGCAGCGUCAGCACGCACCACAUAUCAGGCCUCGUCCCCAGCAGCGUCUAUGAGGUCCGCGUGCGGGCGAAGAUCGAGAACGCGCAUUGGGGGAUGUGGAGCCCGGCGCUGCGCUUCGUGACGCAGAGCCGGGUCGAACUGCACGUUGAUCAAGUGCAGGAGGUGGCGGUGCUUGUUUCAUGGUGCCGCCCGCGUGCAACGCACACGCGCAGCGGCACCAUCAGCCACGUGCAGGCCGAGAAGCGCGAGUGGUGCCUGACAACGGGGUCUGCGGAGAACCAGGAGGACUUGAACAAUGAGGAUGCAGCCGAGGAGCAGGUGGAGUCGUCCGGCUCUGAAGUGACACGCCCCGCGACCACAGCAGGUAUUUUCGGCUCCCAGGUGAUUCAAGUGGACUAUGCGGUGCACGAGUACGAACUCAUCCUUGAAGGAAUCAGCGUCGACGAGCGGCGACACCUCACCUUCACGCAGGAAACCCAGUCUACCCUCAUCGAAGACCUUCAGCAGGACCAGCUGUACUGCCUUUCGAUUCGGUCCCUCAGCGAGAAGCAGCACUGGUCGCGCUUCUCGACCAAGGUGACGGUUCUGACGCUGGCCUGCGUGCAGGUGCAGGUGGUGCAGCGCACGGAGUGCACCGCGCGGCUGGAGUGGUUCAGGCCGCAACCGGACGUGGGCAAGUUUACCGAGCUGCUGGCGCGCCACCAGCGAGACGCUUUGCACCAGUGCGAUGACCGCGAGCGACGCGAGCUACUAGAGAUGAAGCGCAAGAUCCAGGAGCAGGAGAGCAAGGGGGAGCCGACGACGGCGGUGUCUGGCUGGAUAAACCCGGUGGCGCGCGAGGAGCACAACACUCUGCUGCGGGAGGAGGCCACACGGCACUACCAGGCUGAGCACAUCGUGGUGGGCGACGCGGGCUGCACAGGCUAUGAGCUACUCGUGACACUGCAGAAGGGCGAAGUCUGCCUGCCCUUCAUCGCCGCCAUCGAGACGCUGCGACGAUGUCGGCCAAGCGGCUUGGCGACAGCGGCAAGCGCGCGUGAGGGAGUGAUGGCGGCGAAGCGAAGUGUGCACGCCGGCUCGAUGAUGACCGGCGGCAACCGCGGCUUCGCCAGCGCCGGCAAUGGCAGCUUCCCCGACUGCAGGCGCCACGAGCUAGUCAAGACACCGACGUCCCCUGAUGCAGCGCCUGCGGCGAGUCUGCCCGCCACCACCGACUCCGUCACCCUGCUUACCGUGCAGCUGCGCUCGUGCGUGUCGCAGGUUCUUCUGCAGGGGCUGAGUCCCGACGCCGUCUUCUCGGCGCAGGUCCGCGCGCGCGGUGUGCCGGACUCGUGGCAGCCGUGGAGCCGGCCUGCCAUGAUACAGACUCUGCCUUUGCUACAGCUCGACCAGAGCCGCUUCGGUGAGCACUACAUUAACCUGUACUGGUACCGCGGUGACCCGGACACGAUGGAUGCGGUGUCGCAGGAGGCGGAAGAGUUCCGACGACUCCAGCGCGAGUUCCACAACUUCACCGAGCGCGGCCUGGAAGAGCAGCGGAGCGUGCUGGGGGCGGCGGCGUUCGCGUCACUUGUGAACCGUCUGCGCCGGCUGCGCAUGCUGCGGCGACUCUCCGCGGAUCGCGCGAAGCAGCAUGCGGAUGGCGAGAUGGGGCUGCUGGUGGACCCCUCGUGCCCUGUACAGGGCUUCCAGCUCCGUGUCAUUGAUGAGGUGGGCACCAUCUCGGAGAACUACCUGCCCAACAACCAAUACCACGACCUCACAGCCCCGCCGACGCUUAGCUUUACCGCGACGGGGCUGCAUCCGAACAGCUUGUACGUGUGCUGCCUGUGCCCGCACUACGGUGACGACGUGUGGGGGUGCUGGACGGCGCCGCUCAAGUUCAUGACGCAUCACAUCAUCCAGCUCGAAAUGACGUACAUCAGCGAGACCUUCGUUGACCUGCAGUGGUGGCGGCUGGACAACAAGCCGACUUCUCCGCUGGACGAGCACGAUACCCUGCUGAGUAGCCGCUACACAGAGGAGGUGCAGGUAUACCAGCUCCGCAUCACGCACGAGGACCCCGUAACAGGUCAAGAGGUGGAGGAGUUCCGCAAUAUGCGGGCCUGCAACGUGCUGCGGAUCGAUGCACUGCUGCCCGACAUGAAGUACACCAUCGCCGUGAGGGAGUGGGAUCCAAAGGGUGAUUGGGGCUUGUGGUCGGCAGCGUGCUCGUGCGUCACAUUACCCAGCAUCGCAACGACCGUGACGGAUGUGAAGGAGAGCAGCGCGAGGGUGUCAUGGCGGCGCAUGACGCCGCGAAUCGACUACGAGAACGACAUGCACGUGCUCGAGGACAACUCCGAGAUAACCGGGUUCUACCUGCGGCUGGAGGAGGUGCCACUGCGCACGAACUCUGCCGUGGGAUCACCGACGGUGAGGGCUAUGUCAGCCGGCCACUCGUCUUCGCCGACGGGCGUCUCCGAGCCGUGCUCGGACGGCGUAGAGGUGCUGUCGAUGAGCAUGGGUGACGUCGGCAUGUCGAACAACUCCUUCCACGACGCCGCAGGCACGCCUUCAGAAGAGAAGCCGCGGGCCGCCGAAGCUGACGAGCUUGAAGGCACGCUGGCGUUCGGCUUCCAGCGCGGCGGCCCUCUGCCACCUGAGGCGCACCCGCAGCUGCACGACGGACUUGUGCCCGACAGCGUUGACGACAACGGCGGUGCGGCCCGGCCGUCACAUGAUCAGUGCCAGCACUACCUGCUCGUGAAGCGGAUCACUUCCAGCACGGAGCUGGAGUCCCAUCUCAGCGACCUGCAUCCCCAGACGGUCUACCGGGUGCAGGUGAUGGCGGAAACGACAGGCGGGCAGGUGGGGCCGUGGUCGGCGCCGCACUUCUUCAUCACCACGCCGCAGCUGCGCCUCUCCGCCGACCUCAUUGAUGAGCACUACGUCUCACUACAGUGGGGGCGGCGGCCGCUGGCCCCGCUAGCGGCUCAGAUUGGUGGUCGUGGGGUCACCACCACCACCAGCAGCGGCGGCGCAGCUGGGUUCUUUCCGGAAAGCAGCACGCUUGAAAGCAUGGAUGGAGGCGGGAGCGCGGCGGCGGCAGGCGUGUUGGUGACGCUGCCGACGUCGAAGGUGCUUCACUACGAGCUGGAGGUGCGCGGCGGAGCGGGGAUGGAGUUCUCGUUCUCCACCCGCAUCGAGUCGGCUGCCGCAAGCGGUGCCUUUCGCGUCAAGGGGCUGACCAUGGACUCUGUGUACUUCGCGCGAGUUCGCUCCUUCAGCGACGCGGGAGAGGCUAGCUUCUGGUCGCCUGUGCUCACCUUCGUGACGCUCCGGCAGCUGGUCGUCUACCCGCAAGAGAUCACUGAGAACACCAUCGAGAUGAACUGGGCUCGCCCCGAGCAAAUCCCAGAGCAGUACCUGGCCUGCGCGGCCUUCGACACGGCGGCCGGCAUGGAGAUGAACGCAGCGCUGGCUGCUGUGCCAGCGAUGUGGGAGGCGUCUGCCUCAGUCACUACGCUGGUGGUGCAGUCGGCGCCGGCUGCAAUGCGCGUCCGCCGAGUGGUGUGCGUCGGCGACCGCGAAGCCGUGAAGUACCAGGUACGUGUCUAUCACGCCACGGAGGAGACGGCACCACGGAUGCUCAUGGACAAGCACCUUAACGGCAACAUCACGAAGUUUCUGGUGCACUCGCUUGCUCCGAACAGUGUAUACCUGCUCUACGUGCGCGCCAUCAACUGCGACGGUGUGUGGAGUGAGUGGUCGGAGGGGCGCUGUGUCUACACGAUGAAGCCGCUGGUGUCCAGCAUUGCCACCGUCGGCGAAGAUUUUGUUCGCGUGCAAUGGGCCCGCGAAGCUCCAGAGGAGCUGCACUACACACUGAGCACGGCGAACACCGCCACGGCUGCAGGAGGCCACAGGCGCAGCGUCGCCGCCGCUGCGACUGACACGGAUGGAGAGGGUGCGGAGGACGAGGCGACGGAGCACAUCGGACGCCCGCUGCCGGACGACGCUGAUGCUGAGGCGCAGGUGAGCUCGCCGAACAAGCCGAGCACGGACUCGCCAGACCUGUCGCGGAUGUGGCAGCACGAGCGUCGCUUCCGUCUGCACGAUCAACCUGCCGAGGUCGGCGUUGUCUACUGCAGCGCCCUCACGUCGAUUCAGUCCUUCACCAUCUCCGUCCGCCGUUCGGAUGAGGCGGAGGGGUGCACGGUCGAGGUGCCCGGGCACGUGAGCAAGCACACGCUGCCUGCGCUGCAGCCCGACUGCGUUUACCUCAUCUGCGUCCGCGCCCACUACAGGGGCGGGGAGCGCGGCCCGUGGAGCGACGUUGUGCGUAGCGGCACCUACAACUUGUUGGCCAUGGACGUCAGAGAGGUCGGCGAGGACUACGUCUCGGCCAGCUGGCAGCGAAAGCCGAACACGAUUCACAUGGCAUCGCUGCAAAUUGGCCAGGUGGAGGAGACGGUGUGCUACGAAGUGCGGAUUCGCGAUUACACGGACGUCCCACUCGGCGAAGAGGAGGGUGAGACGGCCCAGCACCGCGACAGCGAGGGCCGCAGCGUCUUCUUGCACGCGAAUCAGCGCCAUAGCAUCCUGCGCGAGCUGCUAUCGAACCAUCGGUACCGCCUCUCUGUGCGGCGCUGGUAUCGUCCGCGCGACGGCUUCGCAAAAGCCGCGCUGACGACGGCCCCAGCGACAUCUACCUCGACGACGCGCAGCUCCGUCUCCAACGGGCUAGAGGGGCACAGGAGCGUCGGCGAGGGCAACGAUCAAGACGGAGCAGAUGAGGAGGAGCGGAAGAGGGCGACAGAGGAGGUGGAGGAGAUGUCGCUGCUGCCCACCGCGCCGACGGUGCUGCAGCUGUACGAACAGACAACCCACACCGUGAUGGACGCGACUCUGCGCGAGUCGAUGGAGAAGGCGAAGGCUGCCCCGGGUGUGUGGAGUGACUCCGAGUACGUCGUGACGCUGCGCGACAUGGUGUGCUCAGUGGAGCGGGUCGGCGAAGAGUACUUCCAGCUCCGCUGGGCUCGCGACCCGCGCGCUAUACCGCUGCCGGUGCGCCGCGCCAUGCCGGUGAAGCCGGUCCAGAACUACCAGCUGCGCAUCGAUGAGCUGCUGCGCAACGGGUCAGGGGUGGAGACGAACCGCGGCAGCAACACGCUGCACCUGGACGAGCUUAUGGCGCCCACAGAGACAUCGUACUUCAACAAGGCGUUAAAGCCGAACACGCUCUACAAGGUGGAGGUGCGGUGCUGCAUCGAAAAGAUGUGGGGCCGAUGGAGCCUCCCGGUGUACAUCAUCACGCAGCCGUGCCUGCAGGUGGAGGUAAGCCGCAUUGGCGAGGAGUGCGCGACAAUCACGUGGCACAGACCCCGCGAAGGGCUCACACUGCCUGACGGUGAAGUGGCCGUGAUUGGGGACGAGGAGGAGGUGGCCGGCUCCUAUCAGCUGGAAUUGUCUGGGGUAGGCUUCAACUACCAGAUAUCCAAACGGUUUAAGGCGUCGCGCACAAGCUACACAGUGAAGCACCUCGACGCGGACGCGCUCUACUUGGUGCGUGUGCGCUCCGGCGAUGGAAUUAACCAGGCUUGCAGCCUGUGGAGCGCCACAGCCUGCUUUGCUACGUUGAAGCCAAUCCAGGUGGCGGUGUCAAUGCCGACCGAGCAGUUCGUCCAUGUGGAAUGGCGCCGCCCCGCACAGACCGCCGAGGAGUACGCUGAGCAACUCGAGCAGCAGGCGGGGUCAGCAGCGGCGCCGUCACUGACCCUCGCCGCAAAUGCCGCCGCUGCGCAGUCGCAGCAGCAGCAAGACAGCGGCGAGGGCGCCCGCAGCGAAGCAGUAUCCCCCACAGCGUCGGCGCCGCACCCGAGCGGCGCUGUGCAACUUGGCAACCCCGGCUCUCUCGCGUUCCACGUAUGCGUCUUCAACACGCAGAAGACACCGUCCGUGGCGGUGGUAGACAAGCAGUUUCACAAGGACGUGUCGCACUACCGCGUCGGUGGGCUGGUUGCCGACACACCAUACGCUAUCAUCGUUCGCGCCUGCUGCGAAGCCACCAAUGACUGGGGUCUCUGGAGCGAGGAACGCACCUUCCGCACUCUGAAGCUGCUGGCGCCGACGCUCUCGAGUGUUGGCGAGACGUACGCGGAGCUGACGUGGGAGCGGAGCGAGAGCGAUUCGCGCGGCGCCGGCGGUGGCUCUGUAGGGGCCCCCAGUGCCGCUUUAGGCGCGCCGACGCUGCCGACAAAGUAUCUCCUGGUCAUCCGUUCCACGCAAGCCGGCAUGCUUGAGCGCGAGAUAUCGGCAGAGGAGUGCCGUACCACGGCAACACCGAUGCAGGAGGGAUACCUGGAUUCCUCGUACCGCCUGACCCAGCUCCAGCCGGGUACCGAAUACGUCGUCGCACUGCAGCCCUGCUACGGCGGUGGCGACUGGGGCCUGUGGUCACAAGCGGCUACCUUCACUACGUUGUACCCGGUGAGGCUGACGGCCAAUAUCACCAAGGAUACGGUGGACCUCCGCUGGGGUCGCUGCCGCCCUUCGUCGGCCGUCGGCUUUGUGGAAGACGUCGACGUUACCGAAGCGGGCACAGUGGGCCCUUGCAGUGGCAACUCCACUGGCGCGUCACAGGAGCCCGCGGCGGCCGGCACGAUGCCCGCCGGUUCCCGCACCGUGUCGCGCUACCAGCUUGUGGUGUACUCGGAGGCCGAAAUGGCUGCCCUGCAUUCGUGCGCGUCAUCGAUGGAGGGCAGCUUGGCGCAGCAGCACUUCUCCAGCUUACUUUUCUUCCCAAGCACGUCAGCCAGUCAGGAGGGACGCCCUGGCGAACGCAGCGGCGCUGCGGUGUCGCACGAGAGAAGCAGCCUGAAGCACCGGCAGCGGCAGGAAGGGGCUGCGAUCCACACGGCGAUCCCAGACAUGGAUGUGGCGGCACUCGCCAACCUCGAUGGUGGCAAAGCUUUGUCUUCGCCGUCCAAGGAAUCGCUCUUCCUAAAGCAGUACGACUUGACGGACGCGGCGGUCUCAGCGGCGCUGCCCAGUCCCCACUUCCAGGGCAACAGCCCCCGCGGCGGCACUUCUGCCCUCGCCGGAACAUGGUCCUCCACCUCCUCGAUGCAUGAGCGCAUUGAUGGGCUCACACCGGACACGACGUAUGUGGCGCGCCUCCGCGCAAUGGACCUAUUCGGGAACUGGGGUACGCCGGUCGAGGUGCGGUUCGUGACACCGCCGCCGGCCCCGACGCAGGUGACGCUGCGGCGCGUGAAUGCACAGUUUUGCUCGCUGCAGUGGUCCACUCCGGAGGGUCCCGCUGCCGAGGCGGAGGCCGCCGCGCCGCGCGAGCGGUACCGCUACGUUAUUGAGCAGUGCUUCGUGCAAACCGAUCGGCCACCGUCGGCCGGCACCACCACCAUCAUCGGCGGUGGCGGUGGCGGCGGCGCGAGUGCGCGCAAGGCUGGUGGGGCAGGCGCUUCGAGCGGGCCCGUGGCCACCCUCGGGGCGGCUGGAUGGCACGUCAUAGAUACCGUUGAGGACACAAACGUCUGCGCUGUGCUGAUCAGCGGCUUGCUCUCACGCAUGCGGUGUCGCGUCAAGUGUGCGCGACGCAUUGCGGCGGCGUCCGCGCACGACGCAUGCUCCGGAGCUGUCACUGCGGUGCCGGUGCCAGAUGACCAGCUUGGCCCGUACAGCGACUACUCGGAGGCAGUCGCGGUGUCCAGCGGCACCCCGCCGGAGGGCGUGGUGGAUCCACAUCUCACGACGCUGUCCCAGAAUACCGCCACGCUUGAGUGGCUGCCGCCGCCAAAACCGUCCGAGGCUGCUGCGGGACGCUACACACGCCCCAUCUACCGCAUAUACCUGGCGAAUACAACAGACCAGCCGUACCCUGUGCUGCUCGCCACAGUGCACCGGCCGACGUACGUCCUGACGAACCUGACGCCGUCCACGACGUACACGGUGCAGGUUGUCGCCGAGAACCCCGACGGCGUGAGCUUCCUUAACCCGAUACUGCGUUUUCACACCAAGUCCGAGGAGGACCAGACGGUCUCGCGGCGGGGCGAGGGCGGCGAUACAAGCGCUGGGGCAGCGGAGAAGGCAGCGCCGUUGGCCGAGAUUGUACCGUUCCAUGGCCUGCGCGCCGCACUGACCGAUGACAGCGCCGCUGCGGCGGACGGCGGUGCCGACGUCGCUGAUAUUCCUACGGCUGUGCGGAGGUCUCUGCUGCAGCCGACUCCGCCGGCCUCUCGUCGGCGACGCGGCGGACGCGGUGGUGCGGCGGGGCGGGCACACCGAUCGAGCUCGAAGAGGAAGGCGCGCAGUGGCUCAGGCCAUGCGAAGACGCGGGGCUCGUCUGGAGCGACCGGCAGGGGCGCAGGAAAGCACAAGUCUCACACCCGCGUCGGCUCUUCAUCGGCCGUGGUCUCUAAGCGACUCAGCAACGCGGCGUCCGAAGCAACCCGCGAGACACCGCCGACAGCUGGCAGCUUCCUCCCUCCACUAGCGAAGACCUUGUAG
Leishmania major strain Friedlin is the source of this 15225-nucleotide messenger RNA. RefSeq lists its product as hypothetical. Gene Ontology annotation, cellular component: external side of plasma membrane; signaling receptor complex. NCBI's taxonomy places the organism in Eukaryota, Euglenozoa, Kinetoplastea, Trypanosomatida, Trypanosomatidae. The record is from RefSeq and is a predicted model, not a curated record. The transcript has a single exon. The coding region runs from base 1 to 15225 and encodes 5074 amino acids. Gene Ontology annotation, molecular function: cytokine binding; cytokine receptor activity. Gene Ontology annotation, biological process: cytokine-mediated signaling pathway.